Messenger RNA from Colletotrichum fioriniae, 600 nucleotides. The record is from RefSeq and is a predicted model, not a curated record. Lineage: Eukaryota; Fungi; Ascomycota; Sordariomycetes; Glomerellales; Glomerellaceae.
AUGUCGACCAGGCCCAAGCUUCUCGUUGUCUUGACAUCUCAGGAUAUCAUGCCAACCCGGGAGAAUUUCAGGACCGGAUGGUAUCUUCCUGAGUUUGUUCACCCAUACAACGCUCUCGCCCUCCAUGUGGACCUCGUCGUCGCUUCUCCCAAGGGUGGUGUUGCUCCCAUCGACCCCUACUCCAUUGAAGACAGCAAAAAUGACGGAGAGUGUCAGAGAUUUCUGAAAGAACAGAAGGAUCUUUGGGAAAAAACGGAGACCCUUUCGUCGUUUUUCGGAAGGUCUUCUGAGUUUGCGGGAGUAUUCUACGUUGGCGGGCAUGGACAUCCAGCCAUGUUUGAUCUCGCCGUCGACCAGGUCUCACAUUCCAUCAUCCGAGAGUUCUACGAAGCAGGCAAGAUUGUCUCGGCUGUUUGCCAUGGCCCCGGCGCCCUCGUCAAUGUCAAGCUCACAAACGGGGAGUACUUGAUCAAUGACAACGAAGUCACAGGAUUUUCGAAUGCGGAAGAAGACGCAUACAGCUUUACGGAUGCAAUGCCAUUCCUGUUGGAAACAGAACUCAAAAACCACGGCGGGAGAAUCCACCUAGCGCAGGAGUAA